UUGAGCACCAUGUCCAUCCUGAAGUUUUAUGUCCGGGAAAUCUUUGAUUCUCAUGGCAACCCUACUGUGGAGGUGGACCUCUACACUGACAAAGGUCUGUUCAGAGCAGCUGUACCCAGUGGCGCUUCCACUGGUAUCUAUGAAGCCCUGGAGCUCAGGGACAAUGACAAGUCAUGCUACCUUGGUAAAGGUGUCUCACAAGCCGUGGACCACAUUAACUCUGCACUUGCACCUGCAGUCGUUGGUCAGGAUGUGUCUGUGGUUGAGCAGGAGAAAAUUGAUCAGAUCAUGCUUGACAUGGAUGGCACAGAACAAGCGCAAGUUUCACAUUAAAAUGUGGAGGACAUGUUUUAACUAGUUAAAUGCAUUGAUUGUAAGUCACACUGAAUGAGUUCUGUCGGCUAAAUAACUCAAUAUUUGCCCCAUAUGAGGUUAUUUUUGAUCAAUUUCACCUGCAUUUAUUCUUAUUUUUUGCACAUCAGCCUAGUUUGGUGCCAACGCCAUCCUGGGUAUUUCCCUGCGGUGUCUAAGGCUGGCGAAGCAGAGAAAGGUGUCCCCUUGUACCGUCACAUCGCUGGUCUUGCUGGGAACCCUGAGGUCAUCCUGUCAGUACUGUAACAAGCUGGCCAUGCAGGAGUUCAUGAUCCUACCGGUGGGUGCCAGCACCUUCAAGGAGGCCAUGUGUAUUGGGGCUGAGGUCUACCACAACCUGAAGAACGUCAUAAAGAAUAAGUACGGCCAGGACACCACCAAUGUGGCAGAUGAGGGUGGCUUCGCUCCCAACAUUCUGGAGAACAAGGAAGGUAUCAGAUGUGAUCAUAGAGUAUUUUGAUCACAUAAAGUAUAUAUAUUUUUAUUUUCAGCACAAAGUAUAUUUUGGUACUUUUUUGGAUGCAGCUUUUUCUACUGGAAACUCACCACCUCAGUCACUAACUUGUAGUACCCACAUGAUCACAAGGU
Oncorhynchus masou masou (cherry salmon) is the source of this 960-nucleotide messenger RNA. RefSeq names its product alpha-enolase-like. Bases 10 to 333 code for a protein of 107 amino acids. Gene Ontology annotation, molecular function: phosphopyruvate hydratase activity; magnesium ion binding. Gene Ontology annotation, cellular component: phosphopyruvate hydratase complex. NCBI's taxonomy places the organism in Eukaryota, Metazoa, Chordata, Actinopteri, Salmoniformes, Salmonidae. The record is from RefSeq and is a predicted model, not a curated record. The transcript has 5 exons. Gene Ontology annotation, biological process: glycolytic process.